AUUCAUUGGAUGACAACUCGGCUAAAAUUAAUGUCGGUGUCGUGUUUAAUGUGAGCCAGUGUUAUUAAUUUUAAGGAAAAUUAGUUUUUAGAAACAACCAUGGAUAGGUUAAUUAAUCUCACCAACAUUAGGUCUAGUUUUUUCACAGUUUUAAUGGUUGUUUAUAUGUUUUAUAAUCCAACAGACAGUGGUGCAGUUACUUUAACGCAACAAAAUGUUGAUAUGACAUUAGCCUCCAAUGAAUUAGUGUUCAUAAACUUUUACGCUGACUGGUGUAGGUUUAGUAACUUAUUAAUGCCCAUAUUUGAUGAAGCAGCUGAUGCUGUAGCCAAAGAAUUCCCUGAACAGGGUAAAGUUGUAAUGGGCAAAGUGGACUGUGAUAAAGAGACUUCAAUAGCCACUCGAUUUCAUAUUACCAAAUACCCCACACUGAAAGUCAUUAGAAAUGGGCAACCUGCCAAAAGGGAAUACAGAGGUCAGAGAUCAGUUGAAGCCUUCACUAGUUUUAUUAAGAAACAACUUGAGGAUCCAAUCAAGGAGUUCCACAACUUAAAUGAACUCCUGAAUUUAGAGUCAAAUAAAAGGAUUAUUAUUGGUUAUUUCGACCGCCGUGACCAGCCCGAAUACAACAUCUUCAGAAGGGUAGCCACCAAUCUGAAAGACGACUGCCAAUUUCACGUCGGCUUCGAGGAUGCGUCACGACAAAUGCAUCCGCCCGGUCAGCCUGUCGUGGUCUUCCGACCGGACAAGGACCGUUCCAACGACCUGGACGAAACGUACAACGGCAGCCUGAGCAAUUUCGAUGAGCUGCACAUCUGGAUCGCGGAGAAAUGCGUGCCCCUAGUGCGGGAGAUCACGUUCGAGAACGCUGAAGAACUGACGGAAGAAGGACUGCCCUUCCUCAUCCUGUUCCACUCGCCCGACGACAAGGAGAGCAUCAAGAGGUACAACGAAAUCGUGCAGACCGAUCUUCUGUCCGAAAAACAGUCCAUAAACUUCUUAACGGCAGACGGCAACAAAUUCGCGCAUCCUUUACAUCACCUGGGCAAAAGUGAAAAAGACCUGCCGUUGAUAGCAAUAGACAGCUUCAGGCACAUGUACCUGUUCCCCAACUACAAGGACAUCGAAAAACCCGGCAAACUGAAACAGUUCAUUCAGGAUUUGUAUUCCGGCAAGUUACACAGAGAAUUCCAUUACGGUCCCGAUCCGGAUCAAGAAGAGAACAGUGUUCUCCCGACCACACCACCGGAAAGUACUUUCAAGAAACUGGCGCCCUCGAAGAACAGGUACACUCUUUUGAGGGAUGAGCUGUAGAUUGGGGCAGUGAUUAGUUUAAUGAUUUUAAUUCGAGCUAGUGCAAAUCUAAAUAUUUAUAAAUAUUUAUGUGAAAGUGAACGAUUCGAUUAUGGUGGUUUCAUCAUAAAAAUAUUGCAAAAAAAUAUAGGGAUUUUAAUCAAUUUAAAUAUAAGGAACACGGAAACGUCCCAAUUUUUUGUAACGUCUAUUAAACUACAAUUGUUGCCGUGUUUUUCUCAAAACUGUUAACCUCCUAGUGUAGUGGAUCUUUUUAAAAAUAUUAGGCUUCCUUUAUAAAUCACUUUUUUGAGUUGUAAAUAUUAUUUUUGAAUUGUAUUAUAACAUGGAAUUAUUGAUUUGUACAUAAAUUUGUCAUAGUAUUAUUUUUUGCAAUAAAAACUAAUUUUUACUGA
Messenger RNA from Aethina tumida (small hive beetle), 1709 nucleotides. RefSeq names its product endoplasmic reticulum resident protein 44 (gene ERp44). Lineage: Eukaryota; Metazoa; Arthropoda; Insecta; Coleoptera; Nitidulidae. The transcript is spliced from 5 exons. The record is from RefSeq and is a predicted model, not a curated record. The coding region runs from base 100 to 1314 and encodes 404 amino acids.